Symbiodinium pilosum is the source of this 1212-nucleotide messenger RNA. The record is from the annotation of a GenBank genome assembly. Lineage: Eukaryota; Dinophyceae; Suessiales; Symbiodiniaceae.
CUGUGUCCAAACACCUGGGUGGGUUUCUGCAAGAUGGGCAUGGCGCUCUCACCUGACGGCCGCUGCAAGACCUUCGAUGAGUCCGCGAACGGUUUCACGCGAACUGACGGCGCGGGGUCGCUGAUCUUGGAGUUGGCCGCCGCUGCAAGUAAGGCUGGAAGGCAGGAAGUGGCGACCGCUCUUGGGGUCUGCGUGAACCAGGAUGGCCGCAGCGCUACCAUCACCGCACCCUCUGGACCAGCCCAGCAGCGAUGCAUCAACGCCUCGCUGCAGGAAGCUUCGGUGAAAGCUUUGGAGGUGUCGCUGGUGGAAGUUCAUGGCACCGGCACCUCUCUUGGCGAUCCGAUUGAGGUUGGCGGUAUGAAGAGCACUUUGGGCAAAAGCCGCAUGGAAGACUCGCCGCUGAUUCUCGCUGCCACGAAGUCAAUCAUCGGGCACACAGAAGGCUCUGCUGGCGUGGCCGGCCUCAUCAAAAUGGUCGGGGAGUUUAAUCACAGGAUCGUGCCAAAGAAUUUGCACUUGAAGACGAUGAAUCCAAACAUUGAUCUGACCGAUUUCCCCGUGAUCAUGCCAAGCAGCAUUAUCGAUUGGAAGGGCUCCCGUGCCGUUGCCGGCACAUCCUCCUUUGGCUUCUCUGGUACGAACAGCCAUGGUACGUUGGAAGCACCAUCGGGAGGUGAAGGCAAAGAUGUGAUCUUGGAGCGGCCAGAGAAACUGAGGUGGAACAAGACGUACCAUAAGAUGUACCAUGACUGGUCGCAAGGCCUUUGGUUUUCCUGUGAGUGGAGACCGUCUCCAUUGGCAGGUCCCAAGUCUCAGGCUUUGCCUUGCCUGGUUAUUGGAGGCGGACCCUUCGCCGAGGCGUUCCGAGAUCUCGUCGGCGCAGACAACUGCGACCUACAGCCUGCAAAGGCAGAUACUAUGGGAACAGCGCUGAAGAGCAAGGCCUGGAAGGCGGUUGUCUUUGCAGAGAUGUUGGUUGCAGACGAUCCCACAGCAGAGGGCCCCGCGAUGGCAGCCAUGCUCAGUGCAGCUCAGUCAGCUGCAUCCCUGGGUGGUCUUCGCUUUUCCGUGCUCACCGCCGGUUCCCAGGAAGCCGAAGCUUCCGGAGAGGGCAUCGGUCGAGGCCUUCUCGGCGCAGCGGCCUGGGGCUUCAUGCGCUCGAUGCCGCUUGAGGCCACGGGGGUUGUGCUGAACAUGGUCUACAAAUAG